AUGCCACUCGACUGGUUGGAGAGGGGUGAAGUGAGGGUCAGGAGUUUAGGCUUUCGCGCAGCUCAAUCCCUUGCUUGUUGUUUUCGAGCCGGAGCUCGCCGGGUAGUUAAGUGGGUCGGUGUUUGCAAAAAUGUCGAGCCGACGGGGUCAGGUACCAGUAGUGACAAUGGCAAAGGGGGGGAGCUGGACACUGCUGAACCGGAAGAGAUUGCUCAGGAUGAGUGUCUGGGUAACAAAGCCGAGAAGGGUGUAGUCAAGAUUAACUCCCAAGGGUCAAUCAAGCCUUUGAAACUAGUUCAAAUAGUCGUCACAGUCUUCGUUCCUGCUUUCAACGAUACUUUCUUAGCUGCAUCAGCUUGUAAAACUCUCUCUCCUUCACCAGGAAAGGGAGAGCGGACAAAGUACCAGACGAUUUUGGUUGGGUAA
This is a messenger RNA of Vicia faba (fava bean), 426 nucleotides long. The record is from the annotation of a GenBank genome assembly. NCBI's taxonomy places the organism in Eukaryota, Viridiplantae, Streptophyta, Magnoliopsida, Fabales, Fabaceae.